GGAGCUCUCCAUCCCGCGAGAAAACGCGUUUAGCCGUAACCGGCCAGGGUCGCUGGCUGGUCCGUUUCCACAGACUUCACACGGCUGCCUGGGUGGCACUGCACGGAAACCCGAUCUUUCCACUUUUUGUUUAGACGUUGGUAUUUGCCAGUCUAAUUGGCUGUACGUAAUUUUUUUUACCAUUCUGGAUAUGCUUCUUCGAUCCUACUUGUGCAUUUUUUCCUGGGUAGGGCAGGAACCCAGGCGGGGGUGUGUUGGGGGCGUGGCGGCCCAGUGCGCCUGCGCCUCUCUCUGCCCACCUCUCCCGUGGCCAUCCGCCAUCUUUCUUCCUGGCAGAGGCCUCGUCGCCCACUACGCAGGCGCGGGCGCUCUCCUUAGAGAAGGCGCAGGCACUGACCGCAGUGUGUGGCCUGGCGUCCUUUUCCUAGGUCCGCGUGCCAUGGCCGCCCUGCUGCUCAGGACCGUGCUGGCUGCCGUCGCACAGCGCUCGCGACACCUGCGCGCCUGCCCGGGGACGCCCCGCGCCCUCUUCUCGGGGCUGGCUGGGGCCCCCGGGGGCGCCGGGCCCCGCGCCCCGCUGCUCCUCCGCAGCCUGCGGCCACCGCCGCCGCCCGCGCUGGGCUUCAAGUCCAAGGCGGUGCUUAGAAAGCGGUGUCGGGACUGCUACCUGGUGAAGCGGAACGGGCGCUGGUACGUCCUCUGCAAGACCAACCCCAAGCACAAGCAGCGGCAGAUGGUGUAGACUGCGCCACCCAGAGAACAUUCUCGGCCGUAUCGAAGCAAAGUACAGCUUGGGGGCUCUGCUGUAUCGCGCCUGCUGGUCGUGGGCUCUGCUGAGUUAGCUCCCGGCCUUCCUUUCAGUGCUUUUUACCAACCCAGAUCUGGACAGGACAUGCCAGACCCCGCCGGGAAGGGCUUUCUGUACCUUGCGCGCCCUGUUUGUCCUGGGCAAAGCUGGUUCAUGCUGCAUCUCAGCACAGGCUCCCCAGCAGAGCGGAGUCCACAGCCCCUUACCUGAUGUGCGUGAGAACACCUCGUCCCUGCCUUCCCUCUGAGGACAAGGGUGAAAGACAAGCACAACAACCUGUAACUCAUAGGAAACGCAUUCGUUUAUGAAUAAAUGCAUUUUGGUUAGCA
This is a messenger RNA of Heterocephalus glaber (naked mole-rat), 1137 nucleotides long. It is a transcript of the gene Mrpl36, whose product is annotated as mitochondrial ribosomal protein L36. Gene Ontology annotation, cellular component: mitochondrial large ribosomal subunit; ribosome. NCBI's taxonomy places the organism in Eukaryota, Metazoa, Chordata, Mammalia, Rodentia, Bathyergidae. The record is from RefSeq and is a predicted model, not a curated record. Gene Ontology annotation, molecular function: structural constituent of ribosome. Gene Ontology annotation, biological process: translation.